UUGCAACGGUUUCGCGAGAGGUCCUCAUCGUCAGCUCACAAGCUGCUUCGAGGCUUGUCCACAUUUCUGUUGCCCCUGCGUCGCCACCUCUGGUGUCUCUUACCAGUUAUGUGUAUCUACCCAACCAUGGGGCACCUGUUGCCAGUACUGGGUUGCAUCUGUUACCACUGUGCCGCCACCUCGAGUCGGGCAUCUCGUAACCUUGCUUCUCUGGCAUCCUGGACAUCUUUUGCCUCUGCUUAUACCGCCGCUGCGACCGUGCCCUUUUAGCUGCAAAUGGAAAAUAAUUCUGGAUACUAAUGAACGCAUUUUUUUUAGCAACUUGCCUGCUCUUUUGGACUUGUUUUUUUAAGGAAAGGUGUCGUGACUCGUCGCCUUCGAGCAACGUGGUGACGAUGCCAUUGUCACGCUAUGGCAUUAGAUCUAGAUGGGAUGGGAACGUUGACGAUGAGGGACCGAAACGGAAGUAUAUAGUACCAGCGACAGCGAGGGGAAUGGGGUGUAGUGGCCCUGCCAGACACGAUAUCAUUUCAUCAGAGUUGCCAGUCGCCGCUAAAGAGCUCACGUACCAUUCAACUCAGUCGAGGCACUACCCCUGGUGCAUCGUCGUUGCCAUGUUCCCCUCAUCAUCGACCACCUGCCGACUCUAUACUCCUAUCGUUGUUCAGGCGAGUUAUCUACCAUGCCCCUCUCGCGGUAUCACACGUACGGACCGUGAUCGUUGCCCUCUCACAACUUCUCAAACGUACGUAGCCCACCAGUGGGGUCUUCAUGACCACUGUUCGUUGUCUGGACGUCGUACCAUAACGUUUCAGCAGUGUCUCGCCUUUAGUUCCAUUGCAAGUAUGUAUGAAUCGUUCGAUGGGCAGACCAAAGCAUUUGAUGUGGAUGCUAGGUGGAUCUGCUGUGUUCACAAAUGUCAUGACAUACCUCCCGACACGCUCAUCAUUGAUACUCCGUAGCUCUUCUUAAUACAUUCUCGGCGGUAUGGACUUCGGUUCGACUAGUGUGUCAGUAUGUGUUCAGUGGCCUCGUAUUCGAGACUCGCAGGCGUGUCACAUUUUAUCCUAC
This is a messenger RNA of Pisolithus orientalis, 1071 nucleotides long. RefSeq lists its product as uncharacterized. Lineage: Eukaryota; Fungi; Basidiomycota; Agaricomycetes; Boletales; Pisolithaceae. The record is from RefSeq and is a predicted model, not a curated record. The transcript is spliced from 5 exons. The coding region runs from base 300 to 962 and encodes 220 amino acids.